UGCGGCUCAGGACGCGUGUGACGUCAUGUCCGCUGGGCGGGGCCUCGCGAUCCCGCGCAAAUUGAAAGGUCCCCGGCUGCGCUUGCAGCAGCGCGGCUCGCUGUCCCCCGGUUUGAGGAACCGCAGCGCCUGGAAUGGGCUUGCGGGCCAUGCCUGUUCAUUCCCGGGAGACAGGACUACGGUGAAGCCGCGGCUGCUGUUACCUCGGGUACCAUCGGCGAUCUCCUGGGGUUGGUGUGCCUGCCAUAUGGCGCUCAGUCACUCCUGUGCUAAAGAGGAAAUAUUUACUCGAGAUUUACUUAGUCUAGAAGAAACUUAACCAAGUUUCAUGAAAUUUAACUUGGCACUAUGGGGAUUCAGGGACUGCUUCAGUUCAUCAAGGAGGCUUCGGAGCCCAUCAAUGUGAAGAAGUACAAAGGACAGGCAGUAGCUGUGGAUACCUACUGUUGGCUUCACAAAGGAGCUAUUGCCUGUGCUGAAAAGCUUGCCAAAGGGGAACCAACAGAUAGGUAUGUAGGAUAUUGUAUGAAGUUUGUUAAUAUGCUGCUGUCUCAUGGGGUCAAGCCUAUUCUUGUCUUUGAUGGAUGUACCUUACCUUCGAAAAAGGAAGUGGAAAGAUCUCGAAGAGAGAGACGACAAAGCAACCUUCUUAAAGGGAAGCAGCUCCUUCGAGAGGGCAAAGUGUCAGAAGCCCGAGACUGCUUCACUCGCUCUGUCAACAUCACACACGCCAUGGCCCACAAAGUAAUAAAAGCUGCUCGGGCCCUGGGAGUGGACUGCCUGGUGGCUCCCUAUGAAGCUGAUGCGCAGUUGGCCUACCUUAACAAAGCUGGAAUUGUGCAAGCUGUCAUCACGGAGGACUCUGACCUCCUGGCAUUCGGCUGUAAGAAGGUGAUUUUAAAAAUGGACCAGUUUGGAAAUGGGCUGGAAGUGGAUCAGGCACGGCUGGGCAUGUGCAAGCAGCUUGGGGACGUGUUCACGGAGGAGAAGUUCCGGUACAUGUGUAUCCUGUCAGGCUGUGACUACCUCUCCUCCCUGCGUGGGAUUGGCUUAGCAAAGGCCUGCAAAGUACUGAGGCUGGCCAAUAACCCGGAUAUCGUUAAGGUUAUCAAGAAAAUCGGGCAUUAUCUCAAGAUGAAUAUAACGGUGCCAGAGGAUUACAUCACAGGAUUUAUCCGAGCCAACAAUACUUUCCUCUACCAGCUAGUGUUCGACCCCAUCCAAAGGAAGCUGGUCCCUCUGAAUGCCUAUGGAGAUGACGUUAACCCCGAAACCCUGAGUUACGCUGGGCAGUAUGUUGAGGACUCCGUAGCUCUGCAAAUAGCACUUGGAAACAGAGAUAUAAAUACCUUCGAGCAGAUUGACGACUACAGUCCAGACACUAUGCCUGUCCACUCAAGAAGUCACAGCUGGAAUGAUAAAGCAUGUCAGAAGUCACCUGUUGCCAACAGCAUUUGGCACAGGAAUUAUUGUCCUCGACUUGAGGUGAAUGGUGUUUCCCACGCUCCUGGGUUGACGGAAAAGUCAAGUACCGUGGGCCUUAAACAAGUGAUUAGUACUAAAGGGUUAAAUCUUCCCAGGAAGUCUUCUGUGGUGAAGAGACCAAGAAAUGAAUCUCUGUCCGAAGAUGACCUAUUGAGUCAGUAUUCAUUUACAAAGAAGACCAAGAAAACCAGCAGUGGAGACAGCGUACCUUCUGACCCUUCUGAAGUGUCUGCACCCCACCUGGAUGGCGGGACUGCCCACAUGACAGACGCACACACUCCAUCUAGGACAAGGAACAAGUUCGCAGUGUUGUUACAGAGGAAGAACGAAGAAAAUGGCGCAGUUGUGGUUCCAGGGACCAGAAGCAGAUUUUUUUGCAGUUCUCCAAAUUUUGAUGACUACGUACCAAAAAAAGCAAGCAUUCAACCUCUAAAUGAAACUGCUGUUGGAGGCAAAGCCACUACCAGCCUCAGAGCACCAGACUGUCAAGGCCCAGAGGGCCUCGGAGCAUCAGACUGUCAAGGCACAGAGGGCCUCAGGGCACCAGACUGUCAAGGCACAGAAGGCCUCAGAACACCAGACUGUCCAGGCACAGAAGGCCUUGGAGCACCAGACUGUCAAGGCACAGAGGGCCUCGGAGCAUCCGACUGUCAAGGCACAGAGGGCCUCGGAGCAUUAGACUGUCAAGGCACAGAGGGCCUCGGAGCAUCAGACUGUCAAGGCACAGAUAGCCUCAGAAUAUCCAACUGUCCAGGCACAGAGGGCCAGAAGCUGGUUGACGUAAGUAGGACACAGGAUCCAAGUGCUCAGGUCUCAGGCAAUGAGACUGUGUCUCCUGAUGAUGAGGCUCAGUCUUCCGAGACCAGCAAAUUCGUGGGGACUGUUUCCCCGCCCACUCUGGGGACACUAAGAAGUUGUUUCAGUUGGUCAGGAACGCUUGGACAUUUUUCAAGAACUCCAAGUCCCUCUCCAAGCACUGUGUUACAGCAGUUCCGAAGAAAGAGCGAGACCUGUCUGCCCGAGACCUGUGCAGUGACUGACACAUGUCAUUCAAAGAGUGAAAUGUCAAGUGCUAAGUCUCAGCCCUUGCCUGAGGUGGGCUGGUCCUCACAAUCUCAGGAAAGCAUAGACUCACUAUGGAGUUUAAAUGCAUCGAACUUUUCCCAGCCUUCCAGUAAGGAUUCAGAUUCAGAGGAAUCGGAUUGUAACGACAAGUCACUUGAUAAUCAAGGAAGUCAGAACUCCAAGCAACAAUUACCUCCCUUUUCAAAGAAAGACACACUUGUAAGGAAUAAGAUCCCUGGGCUGUGUAGGUCUAGUUCUAUGGACUCUCUUUCUACAACCAAGAUCAAGCCCCUGGUGCCUGCCAGAGUCAGCGGCCUGAGCAAGAAGCCAGGAAGCAUCCUGAAGAGAAAACACCACGAUGCUGAGAACAAGCCAGGGCUGCAGAUAAAGAUCAGCGAACUCUGGAAAAACUUCGGUUUUAAAAAGGAUUCUGAAAAGCUUCCUUCUUGUAAGAAGCCCCUGUCUCCAGUCAAAGAUAACAUCCAACUCACCCCAGAGACAGAAGAUGAGCUCUUUAACAAGCCUGAGUGUGCGCACGUUCAGAGAGCAAUAUUCCACUGAGUGAGGAAUUCCGCUGCCUACAGGAAAACCUUACCGAUUCGAGAGAGUUAGUGCUAUCAAUGCCAUUUUUAAAAUGAAAUGCAUUUUGUAUAUUAACUUUGUGACUUUCUUUUGCUCGGCUUUUUAUAUUUUCAUAGAAAGCUAAAUAGAAGAAUAAGUCUGUCUUUGACAUUUCUGGGAUUUCAGUGCUAAUGGGGGAAAUCCGACACUGAUAACAAUCUAAAGGACUCUAACGUCAGUAGAGAAUGGAAAAUGGAGAUAAAUAAAUGGAAAGCCACAGAUCUCUGUAGUCAUUUAUA
Molecule: messenger RNA, 3410 nt
Organism: Peromyscus californicus insignis
Lineage: Eukaryota; Metazoa; Chordata; Mammalia; Rodentia; Cricetidae
Gene: Exo1
Product: exonuclease 1
Exons: 15
Coding region: 349-3111 (920 amino acids)
Biological process (GO): DNA recombination; mismatch repair
Cellular component (GO): nucleus
Molecular function (GO): 5'-3' DNA exonuclease activity; 5'-flap endonuclease activity; metal ion binding
Source: RefSeq, a predicted model, not a curated record